Messenger RNA from Melanotaenia boesemani (Boeseman's rainbowfish), 5565 nucleotides. RefSeq names its product glutaminase b (gene glsb). NCBI's taxonomy places the organism in Eukaryota, Metazoa, Chordata, Actinopteri, Atheriniformes, Melanotaeniidae. The coding region runs from base 122 to 1843 and encodes 573 amino acids. The transcript has 15 exons. Gene Ontology annotation, molecular function: glutaminase activity; protein binding. The record is from RefSeq and is a predicted model, not a curated record. Gene Ontology annotation, biological process: L-glutamine catabolic process.
UCUGUGACUCAUCGCCUCUCAGACACUCAACGGUUCUGGAAGCUAGUCUCUAUCAACCCAGUAGUUGCAACCGGACUCGUCUGACACACGAAUUUCUCUCUUAUUGCCCGACAGGAUUGAGAUGUUACAUUUUAGGGUUUCGACAGUCCUAAAGGAGUUGUUUGAAGCCACCCGCAAGCGUCCCAUUCCCAUCUCUAGACAGAAGACUUGGUUACAGACCCCUCACCAUUGCUGCUUCGGUUCUGUCUCGGUUGAUGCCAGAGCUAAAUCACCUCAGCUGAAGGUUCUCCAUGUCGCUACAAACCAACCGGCGCGCGGCACCGCGCCCUGCGCCUCCCUGUUCCGCUCCUACUGCGUGAAAACUGAAGGCGCUGCUGUGGAGCUGGAAGAACAGCUGAAGAAGGAUGGCGUCGCCAACGAAGAAAGCGAAAAGAGAAGAAAUGCAGGAAUUCUCCCCAGUUUGGAGGAUUUACUCUUCUACACAGUUGCAGAGGGUCAAGAGAAAAUUCCUGCUCACAAAUUCCUCACAGCACUUAAAGCUACCGGGCUUCGCACUGGAGAUCCCCGCCUGAAGGAGUGCAUGGACACCCUCAAGGAGACCUUGAAGAAGACUUCAGACGGGGUGACGCUCGACAGACAUCUCUUUAAGAAGUGUGUCCAGAGCAACAUUGUCCUGCUCACUCAGGCCUUCCGCAAGAAGUUCGUCAUUCCCGACUUCCAGUCCUUCACCUCCCAUAUUGACGAGCUUUAUGAGAAAGCCAAAAAACUCUCUGGAGGACAGGUUGCAGACUACAUUCCUCAGCUUGCCAAAUUCAGCCCUGACCUUUGGGCAGUCUCUCUGUGCACGGUUGAUGGACAGAGACAUACAGUGGGAGACACAAAGGUCCCCUUCUGUUUGCAGUCAUGUGUGAAGCCCCUGAAGUACGCUGUCGCUGUUCACGACCACGGCACAGAGUAUGUGCACAGUUUCAUUGGGAAGGAGCCCAGCGGCCUCCGAUUUAACAAGCUCUUCCUGAACGAAGACGAUAAACCCCACAACCCCAUGGUGAAUGCUGGAGCUAUUGUUUGUACUUCUCUUAUAAAGCAAAAUGCAAGCAAUGCCGAGAAAUUUGACUAUGUCAUGAAUUUUCUGAAAAAGAUGGCAGGAAAUGAGUAUGUGGGUUUCAGCAAUGCCACAUUCCAGUCGGAACGCGAGUCCGGAGACAGGAACUUUGCCAUCGGCUACUACCUGAAAGAAAAAAAGUGUUUCCCAGAGGGAACAGACAUGACAUCCAUACUGGACUUGUAUUUUCAACUAUGCUCCUUAGAGGUGACCUGUGAGAGCGGCAGCGUCAUGGCGGCAACGCUGGCGAAUGGCGGCAUCUGCCCAAUCACGGGUGAGCGCGUAAUGAGCCCGGAGGCGGUGAGAAACACCCUGAGUCUCAUGCACUCCUGUGGCAUGUACGACUUCUCAGGACAGUUUGCUUUCCAUGUCGGACUGCCGGCCAAGUCUGGCGUAGCGGGGGGUAUCCUGUUGGUUGUACCCAACGUGAUGGGCAUCAUGUGCUGGUCGCCUCCACUGGACAAGCUGGGCAACUCCGUCAGAGGAAUCCAGUUCUGCACGGACUUGGUGGAGCUUUUUAACUUCCACAACUACGACAACCUGAGGCAUUUUGCCAAGAAGCAUGAUCCUCGCAGAGAGGGAGGAGACCAGCGGCAGCACAACUUCGGACCCAUGGAUUACGAGAGCCUCCAACAGGAGCUAGCUCUGAAAGCUCCUCUGUGGAAAAAAGUGUCUCCCACUGAGUCAAACCAGGACUGCUCCACCACUGUAGUCUAUAGGAUGGACAAAGUCAGCGAGUGAAACUUAGGAACAGAGACCCCCUCACCUCGCCUCAUCUCUCUUCCAACACCACCACCAUCAUUCUUCACCCACGAGUAUUUAUAUAUUAAUUAUGUAGUGGAUUAUUUACCGCUUCUGAAUCCUACUGCGUGGAUGGAUCAGGGUUCUGUUGCUUCAGCAUGUCCAUGAUCUGAUGUACAGUGUACAGGUUCAGCUUUAUGUCUCCCCCAUCAAUACAAUGUGCUAUCUUUUUUUUUAGUCUUUUAGAUUCAGUUUUAAGAAGGAAAAAUCAACAAACUGAGAAAAUAGAAAAAUGUCUGCGCCUCAGUACAGACUUUUAUUUGCACAUAAAAACAUCCUGCAUGGUUGAAACACACAUGAUCAUCUUCAUGUUAUUUUUGGAGAGUCUUAUCUGCGACCAGUCUUAAUUUCUCAUUUUCUAAAAGUUUAACCCUCCAUUCUUCAGGGUUUACCAGACCUUGAUGAGAAACUGCAGCUCAGAACCAGAACAUCUGUCUGAGCUUUGUCAACUCUAGUGCAACAUUUUCUCUGCUUCACGUUGCUCACUGCAUGCAGGAGAUUUAUUCUUAGAAACCGCGCUGCUGAUGUGUUGAAUAAUUUCUGAAACAGCAUCAGUCCUUUCUUGGCGUCGUGUUUGGGAUGAGAAAGAAAUGGUUAAAACCAGCCCAUUUUCCCUCUGGACACCAUCGUCCUCAUUCACCUGUCGGCUGUAACAGAUCUCAGACCUGUGUGUGUUUUGUCUGUUUGGCCUUGUUUACUGAGCAUACUCAGUGUGACGCAGGUGGGGGUGAUGGUGUGUGUUCAUGGCUGCAACCUUCCAGCUGAGCUCCUUCAUCCUCCCACUUGGUUCUGGCUGGUUCUGAUAACUUAGCUCCUGGGCUGUGAGCAGGUCGAUGUCGGCCAUGUUCCAAAACCUUCGCUGCAUGUUUACACAGCGCACAAAAAUACACUUGUGUUCAAACGUCAGCUCUCAGUCCAGAGGUCAGCCUACACCAGGCGUCUCAAUCUUAGUCUUACUCGAUCCUGAAAGACCAUUAGAUGUUCAGAAAAUCAGAGCAAGAGAUGAAGCUUGAAGCUUUCUUGUGUUUUUUAAGGUUUUAAAAUACCGUUAAAACUUUAUUUGUCACUGAAAAUGUAUUUUUUGUUCUUUAGAAAUGCUACCAAAUUCAAGCAGGACAGGACCACUGACUGAGAAUUGAGUUAACUGAGGCAAAGUUAGAGGCUCGGAAAGUUUCCAGUGAUCCCAGUCUGUGAUUCUGGGAAGCAUGCCGUCACAGAAGAAUGUGAUGUUAUCAAACAGAGAUUGAUGCCCACUGGUCCACACAUGUCUGUGAAGCAUGUUUUAACUCAACACAUUUUUAGUGGUAUUAAAUCUGUUCUCAGUGUUUAGUGAGGGUUUUAUGUCAGGACAACUGGUCUGGACACAAGUGAUGAUCUUCGAAGUGUGUGACAGUAUUCUCCUCCAGGAAGCAAAGAUUCCUGCACAUGAAUGUCAGCGGAUGCCUUAAUUAUCGCUUUACUGUGACAAAACUGGGAGGAACUGGGAGUUUUAUCUGUUCUCGCCCUAGUCAUUGUUGAAACUUGUAGCUGCUGGAACCUGGAAAUUCUUCUGUCAAAAGUCUUAUUUUCUAUUACUUUAGACUCUUAGACAUGUUGUCUUUCUGUUAUUAGGUUGUUGCUCAUUAUUGUGUGAAGAUGCAAAAUAUUCUAAAGCCUCAUUUACUGAUAACUGGGAACGUUGGAAUGAAUGGAAGUAGUUUCGUUGGGUGGACUUAAGUGUUUUUAAAAACAUGGAUCUUGUUGCUUUUUGUUCAAAAGUACAUAUGUUUUUCAGUGGUUUUAUUUCUUCAUCUGGAACUACUGAAAAUAACUAUACCUGGAAGAUGACCUAUUAACUAGUUAAUGAUGAGGUUUCAGACAUUAUUGUUAAGAAAUUCUAGCAUAUUUUCUUGGAAAUAAGCCAUUAGUAAACAAAAACAAGUGUGUAAGUCAGGAUUUUUCUUGGACAGAGUUCAGGACCGACAUCCAGUGUUCCCAUCAGCUGCCUCCAACGUCACCACAUUCAACAGAAAUUAUAAUUCAAGGUCCAAAACAUUGAUGAGUAGUUUUAGACAGUUAAAGGAAAGUAAAGCUAUGCCAAAUAUGUUAAUGAUUUGUCUUCUUUUUUGCACAAUUUAUUAACCAAACAGUUCACAAAUUAACUAAAUGUUAUCCAAGGACAAAGCCAGUUUAAUGUCCUUUAUUGAGUUCAGCAGUUUCCCUUCAAACUCAGCUUCUCAUGUUUCACAUAUCUCAGACUUUUAACAGUCAAAUAGUAAAAAAAAAGACAUCAUAUUCAUUUCUUUUGCACUAAUGGCAGGAGAAAGACCGUUAUCUGUCCUAUAAAUUAGUUCAAGACUUCCAACAAUAUUCAAGCAAAAUUCAUGAAGAAGUUAAUUUCUUAUUACAGUGUUUCAUGGAGUUUUUAUUAACUAAUUCAUAUUAAUUUAAUAAGAUAUGAAGUUAAACAGAUUCAUUUUUUAAACAUACACUCUGAGACCUGUUGCAUCACUCUAUGGGAAAAACUUUGCUCUAAACCCUGUUGUAUACAUGAUACUCUUCUGCCCCCUGGUGGAUACACUUUGCACUACAACAGUAUCACAUUAGGAAACACAUGUGCAAAUUAUUUUUGCUUUUUUUUAUAUGUUAAAGGUCCAAAUAAAAACUUCAGAUUAAAAAAAAAUAAAAUAAAAUUUCUGCCCAUUAUUUCUUGAGUUAAUUAUUAUCAAGGUUGGUCAUGUAAAAAAAAAGUAAAGAAGUCACAGAAAUUAAAGAUGUCACUGUCCUCCAGUUUAUUUACAUGAAUCCCAUUUAGUUCAGCUGUGUGAUGUGAUAUAUCCUCCCAUAAUGGAUAAUCCACACUAGAGAAGAAGCUAAUUUCCUUAUUAUUUAGAAUUAAAUUACCUCCUCCAGAACAUCAGAUCAAUAAUGACUGAACCUCUUUUCAACCAAUCAGCCUUUAUCAUCUCAAAUGAUCAACUUCUUUUACCAGAAUUUUCCAGGAAAAUCAUCAGGUAUUUUUGGUUCAUGUUAUUUUUAUUUAAUUCUCACAUUCCAUCUUGCAUGCUUAGCUUUGUAAGGAUAAAUGUCUUUUUAAUCCCACCUUUAAAUGUUUCCUUUGAUUUUUCUGUCAUGUCUUUCUUUUGUUGAUUUGUGUCCUGAACAUGCAUUUUUGUCCUUUGUAAUGAUUGGAAAAUUUCUUAAAAGUUUAAGAGAUCAUGACCAUCACAGUUUGGUGAUCUUGGAAUUGUAAGAUUCAGAUGUAAGAGAUUAUUUAUUUAUAUGUACUUUAUCUGCACUUUCUGACCAAAGAUUCAGAGUGGAAAAAGGUUUCAUUGUUGAAAACCAAACGUUAAAAUUAAGACAGGGUUACCUGGAAACCUGAAACACUUCAUUUAUAUAUUAAAAAGAUGUGCAGUAGAUGAAACCGUACAAUUCCAAGUUCAUGCCCGUCAUUGUUUUUAUGUUUAUUAUUUUUGUAAAACGUAUUCAUAAAGUCAUGAACUGUCCUGUCUGCCUGAAGAUGUGAUGGAUCCUCAGACAUAAACUUGUUUCACUUCACACUUCUGAGCGAAUACGUCACUUAUUUGGCUGUGAUAGACAUGCAGACAUUACAGUAAAGGUGGUGUUUUUUGUUGCCUUGGUGUCCCUUGUGUAAAAUAAAAUAAAGCACUUAUCCAUCA